AAAAGUUUGACGUUUCCGAAAGUUUGUUUGUUUGCGGUCGAAAUCAAGAGGCAAAUUAUUUUUUUCUUUAAAUAAAAUAAAAUUACGAAUAUUGUGCAGUGAUAUAUUGCUCGAGUGACAAUGGCAGCGAACCGUGAGCGACGUGCCAAUGCCGGAAACCGGAUCGCCAAGCUGCUGGACGAGGAAGAGGAGGACGAAUUUUACAAAACGGCUUACAACGGCGGUUUUCACGAUACGGCGGAUGAUCGGGAUUACAUUCAAAAGAAUGAUGAUGAUGAUGACAUCGUGGACUCGGAUUUUUCUAUUGACGAGAAUGACGAACCCGUGUCGGACCGCGAGGAAGAGUCCGCUCUCAAGCGCAAAAAGAAGGCCGUCAACACGCGAGCGUACAAGGAACCCGUGGCGAAGAAGAAAACACCGGUGAAGGCACCCAAAGAGGCGCGGCCCCGUGCCGAGCGGCAAAAGUCGCCCAAGUACACCGUGCAGGAUUCCGGCCGGAAAUCGUUCCGCAAGACCACGGCGGCCAAGACGGCAGCGACACUUGUUCGGAUCAAGCAGCGGGUUGAAGCGGAAAAGCGGAAGCCGAAGGUGGUCAAGAUUGACGAGUACAUUCCGACGCAGGAGGAACUGCUCGAGGAGGCGGAGGAAACGGAGAAGGAAAAUCUAAAGUCGUUGGAAAAAUUCCGGAAAAUGGAGCUCGAAAAAAAGAAGACCCGGCCCACGAAGCGGGUUUUCACUGGUCCCAUUAUAAAGUAUCAGUCGUUAACAAUGCCGUUAGUGGAAGAAUUGCAGGCAGGUUCGAGUGUGGAUUCGUUGGCCAAAAUGGAACUUGACGAAAUGGAUGAAUCAAGGGAUAAAAGCGGCAAGGAAAAGCAAAGCAAAAAGAGCGGCAAUCGGAAAUCGACCAAAGUGGCCGUCAGAGGGCACUGCGAGCGCACAUUCAUCACGUUUGAAAAUGAUCUGGACGACGCCCUGUUCGGUACGUUCUUCCCCAAGCCACAGAAACGGGAACGUCGCAGCCAGAUUUGUGCCAUCACGCGACUUCCGGCCCGGUACUACGAUCCGGUCACGCAGCUACCCUACCGGAACCUGCAGGCGUUCAAGAUUCUCCGCGAGGCUUACUACCAGCAGCUGGAGGACAGAGGCAACCCGGACAAUCCGGACGUGAGCAAGUGGCUUGAGUGGCGCAAGCGAAUCAAAGAGUACAGACUGAAGAGUUUAAACAAAAAUAGCUCAUUGAUGGGAAUGAUUUCCGGAAGCAACUAGAAUUGUGCGUGUGUUUGUUUAAACAAUUUCCCAUUAUGAUUCAUUACGAAAAAAAAAAUGCUUUAAAAAAAUGAACUCUGCUUUUCUCUUGAUGGCAUGCACCUCCACAGCAUCCAGGUUGUGCGAUUCCUUGAGUUUUUUCUUGACGAAUUCAGGUGAAGCCGGUGGAAGUCCCCUGAUGACGACGCGGAGUUGCCGCUCGCUUCGUUUCUCGUGGGUACAGAACUCCACUUUGUUCGCAAUCAAGUGGGACCGCGCGGUUUCGAAACGCUCCUCGGAGAUACACAGCAAUUUGAUCCCAAACGGAGUCAGCUUGUAACUUGGCUUGGUUGUGCACGGCGACAUUACACUCCUCAGCUUGGCGUAGCUCGUAUUAUUUACCACCAGAGGAGGCGAUUCUUGGCCACUGGAACCGGUGGGACGUUUCCUUUCCCGGCUGGGUUACCUUUGUUAUUGUUGUUGUU
Molecule: messenger RNA, 1730 nt
Organism: Culex pipiens pallens (northern house mosquito)
Lineage: Eukaryota; Metazoa; Arthropoda; Insecta; Diptera; Culicidae
Gene: YL-1
Product: vacuolar protein sorting-associated protein 72 homolog
Exons: 4
Coding region: 121-1266 (381 amino acids)
Biological process (GO): chromatin remodeling; regulation of DNA-templated transcription
Cellular component (GO): nucleus
Molecular function (GO): ATP-dependent H2AZ histone chaperone activity
Source: RefSeq, a predicted model, not a curated record